ACGGGACGAAUCGCGUGACAUGCAAAGAGGGAUGAUUUGCGGACAGCAAAACACGUUCAAGAGGGAAAUCCGGACGUUCAAAACACCUCUAUGCAGAGUAAUUGGUUUACGCAGCGUGGUUGGACCAGCGGCGUCAGCUUACGCAGUAGUAUGAGGAAUGGGUUGUACAGCUGUCUCCAGUCUCCACGAUCCAGCCAGUGGAACCUGUGUUAGCUAGCCCGUGACACGGUUCCCGUGCCAAUAAUAAUAAUUCCAACGAUGCAGACGCAUGCGUCCCCAAGUGGCCCCCGAUCCCAUCCUGGCGAUGUUGCUGUGCUGUGCUGGUUGUUGACAUGGUGAAGUUGUUGGGCAGCAAACGGAAACUCUUCGCGCUCAACGAUUGGCGGCGAUGACGUCGCAGCGCCAAGUCUCGCCCAACCAACCAGCGCAGGUUGCCGUCAGCCGUUUCCGUCCUCUGGAGAGCGGAAGUACCGCGCCACCGUUUUUGUGCGGUGAGGUACGGAGUAUAAUAAUACAUGUACAGGAACAUCCCGACUUCCCAAUACCCACGGCAAACCUGAUCUCUUCAAUCUCAUCACCAACCCUCUUCGCUCCCCAUCCCUUCUCUCGACUCCUGUCCUCUCUUUUCUUUUCUCUUUUCUUCCUUCUUAGGAUUCGCUCUUGUUCACAAGCCUGCUAUGUUUAUGCACUUGGCAGAUCAUAUUGGCUUCAUUGUCGUUGACAUCCGUUUACAAGGCUUAGAGAGUUGAUCUAGCAAUCGUUGACACAAGCACAACAAGUAGAGUGGGCAGUCAGUCUGCCAAGGUUAUAGGGAACUGUGCUUUAGGAUUGACUACCUGCAUCUCUGUGUUUGCGUUGACGGUUUACCUCCAACCUCUAUCCACCAAGACCACUCACUAUCUCCCAUUACUCUCUAGCCCUUGCGAAGGUGAUGAACCGCGGCGAUGCCUCCCCAGACUUUUCGAUUCAACUCUACGAUGAGAAAUACGAACGUCCAGUUACAGGAUGAGAAGGCCGCUCCCGUAGUUUCGGCUGGAAUUUUCGACCCGCCGACAAAUCCCGUUUUCAUCGCUCCGCAGCGAAAAACCCAAAGACCAUCUAUCCGCCCUCUCCAAACCACACCAAGAAGAAAUCCUCCAAAAGGAAACGCGGAAAUGCGCUCCAGUUCAUCGACAAGACCGGAAGUUUCUGUUCCUCUUCAUGUUUCGAACUUGUUAGAAGCGACGGCAAUUCCGGUGCCGCGGACUUGGGCUGGUCGGAAACAGCGUCGUUUGUUGGACUAUAACAAUGCAGAAUAUCUGGGUGGCUUGUUUGCGGAGGGUAUAGCAGGAAACGAGUCUGGCAGAAUGGUUCGAGCAUCAAGAAAAUCCUCUCUCCACGUUCUUUUGAGCCCUCCAAACGAAUUGGCGGAUGACGAGAGCAACCUCCCGGCCGGAUCAGAGACUCCGGAUUCAGUAGAAUCCUUAUCGCUGGACUCUGUUCCUUCUUUAGAUAAUGAUGAUGAUGUUCCCACCCCAUUCAGUGACCCGGCAACUCCAUAUUUUCCCACUCAACGAUUGCCGUUUGUUCGGAAACAGCGUCUGUUCUCGCCCUGUGAAGCCUGCCCUCAGGACCACCCACUCCUUUCUUCGUCUAUACCAGAUAAUCACAUACACAUCGAUGAGACUCCCACAAAGCUACCAGCAUAUGGCUCAAACUCCUUCCGCUCUCUUCCAAAACUUGGAGCAACAGUCAAGUCAAACCUCACAGCCUCACUUCGAGCACUCAGAUCCGCCGCCCAAAGCGUCUCGAAUUUCACAGCCCCCUCAGUCCGUUCCGAAGAUUUUCUGACGCGAUCCUUCUUCUCCUUUUCUCCCGAGCUAACCGACGAUAAACAUCCUGUUCCAAUGAAGAACCCCCCUUCACCGGCACUCCGUCGCUAUUUAAACCCCUUGACCAUCUCCGCAGCUGAUAUUCACAUCUACAGCGAAUCCCCGCGAGGAACUCCCGUCCAACCGCUCAGAUGCACAGCCUCCAUUCAAAUGCAGACAUACAGCUCUCCAGUGGUCAAUAAAGUGCGCAGAAAUCGCCCGUUUCUUAAUCCGACAGGCGCAGAUGGCUCGCACGCUGAGAAUAGCGAUGAAUACAACGACUCUGACUACCAAGACGAGGAAGGCGAAGAAGACCCUCCACAAUCCCCGGCUCACCGCCAGCGCGAGCCCAGAGAGAACGGCGAUUUCCUCCGCAUGGUCGUCUUAGAAAUGAACAUGCGGCGUCGUGGUAAACUUCGAAGUGAUAUCCCCGGUCGAGCCAAAGUCUGGCUUCCGCCGAGGAAGACGGUGGUGUCGUCAUCGCCAUCAUCAUCUGCUGUGACUGUUUAUAUGAGUGCAGGUGGUGGUGGUGGUGGUGGAUGCGCUGGCUGCAAGAUUCCACGAAGGUGGAUUGCAGUAUCUGCAGAUGAAUUAUGUUGAUUUUCUCUUCUCCUCUUCCCUUACUUUUGUAUCCUCGUUCGCUUGACUGGCCAUACGCCGCGCAGCCCAUGCGCAUUUUCCUUUCCCUUGUUUUCCUUUAACUCAUUUUUCACUUUUACCUUGACGUUUUCAUAUGUCGAGCGGGUUGGCGAAUACUACAAGGCUGGAUUUUUUUAUAUACAUUUCUUUGGGUUAUAGUGGGUGUUCAAGAGGGUUUGGUUUUGGGGUUUUUUUCUGUGGUGAUAGAUAGGACAUGCUAUUUUAGUAUUUUAGCGAUUUUUUCAUGAAACGUGGAGGUUAAAGGCACCGCGCGGAACAACUCUAUUUACAUAGACAAGCUUACAAUCUGACUUAUCUUUGUGAGUCCCUUAUUUUACUGAGGUGUUUCCUUGGACGGUUGAAAACAGGGAUGGCCAUAAGGUGUCUGGGAAAGAAAAAAGAAAAAAGAAAAAUUGAAAUAAUAAUAAUUAGUUGGGUAGAGGUGAAGUAAAAACAUUUCAUUCAUUCAUGUACAUGUACGUCUGAAUAGCCAUUGCAUAACUGCUAUCCAACUUUGUCUCCUUAUCACGGGCACCCUGCCCCACGAUGGACUGACUACGCAUGCAGUUAAUCCGAGUCCGACUGAACUCAUGGCCACAGUCCUGGUUCCAAGCCAGCUGAAGUACAGGAGACCGCCGUCACAAUCCAAUCCAGCUUCCACAUGUUAUAAAGGGAGCAAGAGAGUCCCAUGACAGCACACCACUUGUCAACUUCCGGGAGCUACGGAGUUGAAGAUACCUAGUAUCUUCUUCCUAUAGGCAGUAGAAAUGAAUGAAACCCGUAAAGAAUACAGAAAGAGGCAGAGGACCGCCACUAGGAGGAUUCUAAAGCACCUUGAUAACUACCACCACCACGACCAUCGCCAUACAGAGCUGUAACAAGGGACAAGGCAAAUGAGGAAAAGGAAUCAAAAGCUCAUAGAUAUACAGGGUUCCCACCCAAGCCAAACCGCCGGGUACGUUUAGAUGCUUAAAACUUGGAACCCGUUCACUCCUUCAUUCCGCUAUUGCCAUACGCCUUCUACACCUCCUACAUCGGCUCAGCUGUCCCCAAAACGAGCAAUUUUCAACUUGAAUAUGAACCCUGUUUACUGCCAUGCUAUGAGUAAAAUGGUACAAUUUUUCAUUCCCAAGAGUCAUCUAACCACUGCUCCAGCUGCUAAAGACCAUAGAGAAUUCAAAAUAU
Messenger RNA from Blastomyces dermatitidis ER-3, 3674 nucleotides. RefSeq lists its product as uncharacterized. The coding region runs from base 945 to 2450 and encodes 501 amino acids. The transcript has a single exon. NCBI's taxonomy places the organism in Eukaryota, Fungi, Ascomycota, Eurotiomycetes, Onygenales, Ajellomycetaceae. The record is from RefSeq and is a predicted model, not a curated record.